This is a messenger RNA of Cylindrotheca closterium, 3345 nucleotides long. Lineage: Eukaryota; Bacillariophyta; Bacillariophyceae; Bacillariales; Bacillariaceae. The record is from the annotation of a GenBank genome assembly.
AUGCCAAGAAGCAACAAAGAGGCACUGGCCGAUUAUCUGGUCCAAGACACACCGAAAACAAAGAAGGCAUUCUCAGGGAGUCAUUCGGUGGGAGGUGACAAGAAUAUCGAUGGUGAACUCAUCAUUAAACAAGAUGGAAGCAAACUACGUCGCGGAGUGAAGAAGACCACGUCGUCUGGUGGUGAUUCUUCCGAGAUAAUCACCCUUGACGACGGAAGAAAGGUCCGCAGGAUAAAAAAGAAGAAAUCAUCGAAGGAUGAUAAGUCAAAAGACGAAAAAAAGAGCAAAGAGUCCAGCAGAAAGUCACUUGGCAGCUAUCUCGGGACAUCGGAAUCUACUCGCAAUCUUGGCGGAAGCGCCUCGGUUGCUGGGGAUAAAAUUGCUAUUGGAAAAGAAUCAUCCUUGACUGGGAAAAACUAUAUUAGAGACGAUGGCCAACGGAAGACAAACACACGAAAGAAAGAAGCUCAUGAUGAAGCCGCUGCCGAUGACAACAUCAUCAGUGUUGAAUACAUCACUAGAGCAGAUGGAACGAGGGUGAAACGAAUCAAUAAGAGAAAAAUUGUCAAAAAGGUAAAGAAGGUCAAGAAAGCCAAGAAGGACAGCGAUGGUGACUCCACGAAAUCGGACAAUAAGAAGAAAGAGGGUAAAGCCAAAAAGAAGUCUUCAAAAGAAGACAAACCCAAUAAGGAGAAGGAGAAGAACGCUGCUUUGAGUAACUUCUUCAGCAAAGAGGACAAGGCUAAUCCGAAGUCCAUCGGAGGAAGUAGAACAGUAGCAGGAGAUCAACUCAAUGUUGAGAAAAAACAAUCUUUAACUGGAAACAACUUUGUUCGCAGUGAUGGGAAAAGAAAGGCCACAACAACAAAGCCGAAAUCCAAAAUAGAACCCGGUGAUAGAGUAGAAAUCAUUACUCUUCCCGAUGGGAGAAAAGUGCGAAGAAUCUACAAGACCAAAAAAAAGCCAGCUACAAACUUGACGGCCAAGAAGAAAGACACUACAACACUAGGCGCUUCCGUCCCAUCUCGGUCAAAUAAUAGUCGAAAUGGAAGCAAAACUUUGGAGGAUUUUAUGGAUGACAGUGUCAAUCAUGGUCCCAAGAAACUCGGAGGUAAUUCCAGUGUGGGCGGUGACAUUGUUCAACAAAACGAGAAGCCUUCUCCUCCUGAAAAGAAACCAUUGCCGAAAGCGUUGCAAAGAGAAAUCAUACAACGACCAUCGAAGCGAUCGCUUCCUCUUCACCCAUUGGAGCAGUCGCUACAACGAGAAACUGCGCAGCAUGCACCGCUGAAGCCCACCAAAAUUGCACUGGACUCUCGUCCAUCUCGAACCCAGGUCACUGCGCCGGUUGUCUCUUCAGAUCACGUUUCCAAAACCCUUGCUCGUAUGUCCUCCAUGGGACCUACUUUUGACGGCAGUGAAAUGAACGAAAUGCUCAAAAAGCUCGCGGAAGCUGAAAAGAUGGACGAGCUGCUCAAAAAGCUGGAAGAAGCCGAAAGGAGGCGGAAAGAGGCUGAGCAGCGUGAACUAAAGCUUCAGGCAGAACUCGCCGAGGCAAAAGCAACUCUUUCCAACAUGGGAGGUGACAUUGAUUUGGCUGAGAAGCUCAGAGACCUUGAAAAUCAGAAGAAGAAGUUGGAAAAACAGCUUCUUGACAAUAAUAUCGAUCCAGCAGAGAAUAUUGAAUAUGAGGAAUGUGUGAGACAAAUUCGAGCACUUGGAUUGCGACUCGAAGAGAUUGGUGAUGCAGACGUCGAACACGAGGACAAGGAAAUUGAACGCAAGCUUCGCGAAGAGUAUUACACGCUGUCGAUUGAGAUGGAGCGAUACAAUAGGGCCUUGAUCAAUUCAGACGAGUUUCAAGCUGAACAAAUACGAAAAGAGAACGAGUGGAACGAAACUAACGAGCCGCUCAAUCUGGAGGCUUUGAAGAAGAUUCGCCGCCACAUGCCCAUCGAAGUUCGGAAUAUGAGUGAAUUGGAGCUGAAAUCCCAUGUAUCACCUACCAACAAGAAAUUCCCACCUGCAAUAGCGAGGAGAUUUAAGCGUACAAAUGUGCUGCAACUCAUUCGGCGUGAUCCUCAAGAUGUUCAGCAAAUGCAUCCUGGGGGUCUGGAAAGCUUUAGAGUCAAUGGUCUAACUUUGACAGAGCGAAGAGCAAUAUACGAGCAUCUACGACCAAUCGCUGGUACUUGGGAAUCUGGGAAAACAGAGAAGAUGACAUUCCGCAAGUGGGAAUGGUUCAAAACAAUGAAGGAAAACUUUAAGGAAGAAUUGGACAAGUAUAACUGGCACAUGGAGGAGUUUGGCCCUUCCGAAAACCACAAGUGCAACAUGAUUGGAAGGUCGUGUCCGAUGAGAGCCGACAAAAUUGUUGACUAUGGCAAUGACUACGGAUGGACGGAUGAAGCUGUCUACGAAAAAUCGGACGUGAAGAAAUCCUCCGUCGACGAUGUGGGCAUGGCUAAAGCAGAAGCUCUGGAAAUGUUGAGAGAAAAGAGGGCAAACGAACGCAACGAAGCUUUGAAGAUUCAUUACAAAAGUAAAAAUGUUCCAGGUAAUAUACUUCUUCAAGUAUCAAAGGCGAAGGGAUCUUGUGAAAAUAUGGACAGUAUGAUGGACAAGAUGGAAUUUGCAAUGGAGCAAUGGACGAAAAAGGCUUUGGAAACCGGUGACGAUGAAUCCAAGCUCACUGAGGACGUGAAGAAGAAGGAAAUUGCCGUGUAUCGUAACAAUCUCAAGAGUCACAAAAUCUUGAUUCAGAACAUGUGUAGUCGUGCUGGAAUAAGUAUUUCGGGCGUUGAGAAAGGUGACGAAAAGCCUGAUCCUCGAAGUGCCAUCGAAUGCAAUCUGGCGGAAGAGGUACAAGAGACCUUUGUUGUCUAUACCACGUGGAUUGCGGGCCGCUUGUUGACGAUUGAGAUGGGAAACGCUGAGAUCAAGAAUAACUCGACCAUGCUCAAUGAUCUUCUCAGCAAAUUGCACGAGAAGAACAUCGGCACACUGAAGGAACUCGGUGUGGAAAGAGGAAAACGGUCUCGCCCACUCAAGACCGCCGCCGAGAUCGAAGACGAGGUCAAGAAACAACAAGGCGAGGAAUCAACCGACGCUGCUGGGUCGCAAAAAAAGCCUGCAGAGAACCGCCCAAAACCAGGAGGCUUGUUGGAUGCAAUAAAUACAAAGGGAAAAAAAGAAGGGAGACGUGGUGGCUUGAUGGACGCAAUUGCAGGAAAUGGAAAUGGAGGAGGCGGAAGGGGUGGACUAAUGGCUGCCAUCGGAAAUGCCGGAAACGAUGGGGGUGGAAGAGGUGGACUCCUAUCAGCGAUUGCAAACGCUGGAAAGUAA